This is a messenger RNA of Amphimedon queenslandica, 762 nucleotides long. RefSeq lists its product as uncharacterized. Bases 33 to 650 code for a protein of 205 amino acids. The record is from RefSeq and is a predicted model, not a curated record. Lineage: Eukaryota; Metazoa; Porifera; Demospongiae; Haplosclerida; Niphatidae. The transcript has 7 exons.
CUUUUGGAUGAAGAAACGGGGCAUCGUCAGACAUGGUUGAUUUUAAACUCCGUAAACUCACUAAAUUGGCAAUAUUUUCAAAGCCACUCCCAAAAAUGGCAGGUAAAAGCAAACCUUAUUCAGCUCCUGGUUAUGGCACAAGCAGUGCUCCCUCUUCGUACAGCAAUGGAAAGAAAGGGAGUGAAAGUUCUAAAGGUUCUGAUGAUAUUUACAACUACUCUAGUGGCAGGUCUGAGGCAGGGCCAAUUUAUGGAGGAGUAACAUUCUUUAAGACUUUUAGUGGGCGUAUUGUCUUGGGAAUUCUUGUAGCUAUUCUAAUUAUAAUGUUCUUGGUCUCUUUCUCACUCUGUGUUUAUGGAGCCGUCAAGUAUAAGACAGCGAGAUACUUUGCACUUAUCAUAAACAUCAUUUUGAGUACAUUAGUAACUGUUGCACUGAUGUUUUGGUCCUACAGAGGUGUAUUGGCACCGGCAAUGGUCUGGUAUAUAUUUGUUCAAUGCGCUUUCCUCUUUUUUCAAUACGUAACUACUGACAUAUUUGCCUUGUAUGAGCAGCAAGGUGUAGUCCCAACUUCCAUUACUCCUUUUGAGCCUGGCUAUAACUGCACUAAUGUCUCGCUUCCCCAUACUCCUGAUCCUCGUUGUUUGUAGUCUUGCAAGACUACGUUGUACGUGAAUUUGGAGAAUGAAGAGUAUUAUAACUUUAUUUUAUAAUUUUUGUGGUUUGUUUUAAAAUUUAUACUAUAAUGGCUGUUAAAAAUAA